This is a messenger RNA of Cyanistes caeruleus (blue tit), 4002 nucleotides long. RefSeq names its product cytokine inducible SH2 containing protein (gene CISH). NCBI's taxonomy places the organism in Eukaryota, Metazoa, Chordata, Aves, Passeriformes, Paridae. Gene Ontology annotation, cellular component: phosphatidylinositol 3-kinase complex. The record is from RefSeq and is a predicted model, not a curated record. Gene Ontology annotation, biological process: phosphatidylinositol phosphate biosynthetic process; intracellular signal transduction. Gene Ontology annotation, molecular function: 1-phosphatidylinositol-3-kinase regulator activity.
UGGCCGCCCCGCUCCGGGAGGGCUCCGCUCCGCUCCCUCCCCGGCCAUGGCAGCAUGGACGCGGCCGUGCUGGACACAGCUAUUUAUACCUUCUCUCUUUUUUUCUUUCCCCCCCUCCCCUCGUGGCUGAUAUAGGAAGAGUGAUGCGAACACAAUACGAUUCCAGGAAUCCCUCACUUCCUGGAACAGAUUAAAAGGGACACACAAAAGAUUACUAAGGAGGUCUGCCUUUUUUUUUUUUUCCGUUCCACGGAGCUUCAUUUCUCCGGAGCCAGCGCUGGGAGAGGUCGCUGCUCCGGCUCUUCCCGCAGCACUUGGGGAGAUCUUAUUUAUUGGUACUUAUUUAUUACUAUUUCAGAGUGUUCUGAAGGAAGUUCAGUUCCUCUUUAAAUAUAUGUAAUUUCCUUUUUCUCUGGUUAUUUUUUUUAACUUUUUUUUGCUGCUGUUUUCUGAAAAGCAGAACAAGAAUACAUUAUUUUUUCUAAAGCACUGAAAGUGCACGCAUUUUCUUGGCCAAAGUUGCUGAAGUCUUUGUCGGACAGCUCGUCUUCUGCUUGGCUUUUCCUGUGUCUGAAACAACCUGCAGAAGGGGUUUGCUGGGACUCGCCAGCCUUCUCUCACCGUGAACCCCAGCUAGAGGCUGAACUCGCUGCUUCGGGAAAGCAAAGAAGGCAAGAAGAGGAGAAAUCAUUUCCCACCUUCUUGAAGACUUAAUGCUUUUCCCUUGGUCCGGGAGUGACAUGAUCCUCUGUGUUCAGGGACCUCAUCCUUUGCUGGCAGAGGAAAAGAUCAGGAGACUGUCACUCAGGGGCAUUGAGGAAUUGUCAGAGCCUAUCAUGCAGCCUCUCCCAGUUAUGGCCUUCCAGGAGGAGUCUGCGCCUGCCCUUGCAGCUCCAGUUCCAGACAGCAACCCACCUCAGACACGGGACCCUGAAGAAGACCUUCUCUGCAUUGCAAAAACCUUCUCCUACCUGCGAGAAUCUGGUUGGUACUGGGGUUCCAUCACCGCCAGUGAGGCCAAGCAGCAUCUGCAAAAGAUGCCUGAGGGCACCUUCCUGGUGCGGGACAGCACCCACCCCAGCUACCUGUUCACACUGUCUGUCAAGACCAACCGAGGGCCCACCAACGUGCGCAUCGAAUACACCGACAGCAAGUUCCGCCUGGACUCCAACUACCUGUCCAAACCUCGCAUCCUGGCCUUCCCAGACGUGGUCAGUCUCAUCCAGCACUAUCUCACGUCCUGCACAACGGAAAGCAAGACCGAGGCUCCUUACCCGCCUCCGUCUUCUCUACCUCCCCUGCAGAAGGAGAUGGCAGCAGCCGCAGUACACUUGAAGCUCAUCCGGCCGCUGGGCCGCAAGGACAGCAUUCCCAGCCUGCAGCACCUGUGCCGGCUGUGCAUCAACAAGUGCACGGCCAACGUGGAGCAGCUGCCCCUGCCCCGGCGCAUGUGGGAAUACCUGAAGCAAUAUCCUUUCCAGCUCUGAAGCGUGGCCGUUCUCUCUCAGGCACGAACGACAGAGACACAACCAUGAGAGCUUUGUGUCUCCGUCCCGCUAAAGGUGGGCACAGCAAAGACCUGAUUGUCAGCAGAGACUGCAUCCAUCUUUCCUCUCCCCUUCUCUUCACAUCCAUUCCAGCCCCAGGGAGGAGUGGUUUGUUCCAGUGAGCAAUGGGGCAGCAGCCAAGCUCUGACCCUCGGGCCCUGCCGGCAGUGGCUGUGAGAAGCUCUGUGGGCAUGGCCACACUACUUGAAUGUCAGAGUUGCCGUGACACCGGACAUGUUAACGUUGUUAUUUUUGCUAUUUAUUUCCAUGGCAGUUUCUCUCCUCAUGGUAUUUUUAAAGCACCUUUUACUUUAUUGGUUUUUUUUGUUUCUUUUGUGGAAUUAGAGAUAGCAUAAAGGCUCCCAGCCAACUGGCAGCCACAGGUCUCUGGGAAUUUGGAUUUGGAUUCACAUCCAAACAGUUUCUGUUUGAGCCUGUCUCUGUGACAGGUUACAGGAGUCCACAUCCAAGCUCUCCUAGGCUUCUGGGGUAUGUGAGACUCAGAUGACUGUAUCCAGACCCACCUCUACAGAGGUAAAGACUAUUUGUUUUUUAUUCCUUAGCUAAAGAGGGUAUCACAACCUCAGAGCACAGUGGGAACUCCCAGAGGUGUGUGCUGCAUCACAUGUGGACAGGAGACUUCUUUGAGGAAGCUCUUCCUUGAGAGCUCUAAGCAGAAAUCUGGAUAGUGAGGUUGGACCAGGGAGCACUCAUCCCAUUUUUUUCCAUCUUCUCCAUCUCCAAAGGAAGUUUGUGACAAAACAUUUCAAAACAAGCGAUUAGAAACCAAAUUUUCUCAUAUGUAGGCAGAAGGAUUUAAUUUCAGAGCACCCUGUAUUUGGCUUGUGUUUUCAAAUUGCUGUUCCCUGAUCUUGCCCUUGCCUGAGAUACAGGACAAGACCAGGGUCUCCUUGAGCGGGGGCUCAGAGUCAGCUCUGCUGGGCUGCCCCAGUGACACGCACAGCUUCAGGAUAUUUAUUUAUUUAUUUAUAUCUGGGGUAGCACUUAGGGGCACCUCAGCCCACAGAGCUGUCCUUGCUCCCUGCUCCCACGAUGCCACACUGCUGCAUGCUGUGCUCCUGCCAGCAUUAGUCACCGGCCGCGCGGCUUCCGCCUGCUCCAGGCUGGAGCACACGCUGCAAACCACAAUCCAAUGUUUCUGUUUGCCAAGGUCCAGACCUCUCCUCCCCACUGCUCUGACUUGCAUGUUUGUUAUCCAUAAUUAGGCUUUUGGCUCUGGGUUUCCUUCUCGCACCCCAUCCCUUUCACCCCCUGCAGAUGAGGCACAAUGGCUCUUCCCCUGCUCUCUUACACGUAGGAGGGACAGACAGCAGAUGGGAUCUGCCCCAAACCAGCACAGACAAGCUGCCCCUUCCUGUUCAUUUGCUGAAUCCCAUCAUCUUCCCAGCCUUGCCAUCAAGUGAGAGUAGAGGAGGGAACAGACAGGUUGCAGAAAUUAUCAUUUGGCUUAUUUUGCCCCUAAGACCCCCUGACUUGUUCUAGCAUGAAUGAACAUUAAGGAUUCCUUGUUCAUCAUUCCCUGGGACCCUCUCUAAGGCUCUGUAAAUCAGAAUGGACAAACCCCCAGCUAUAGCUGAGUGUUGGAAAAGAAGAUGGAAAAAGAUGGGAUGGUGAUCCAGGAGACAAGCUCAAAAAAAAUGGGUGAGUUUCUUCCACCCUAUCUUAAAGCUGCCAAAAGGGACAAGAUGGCCUGAUGUGCUUUUUUUUUUUCUCUCCACAUUUAUACAAGUUUGUGCUGUUGCAAGCUUUGUUUUUGAUACUUUGAUGAUUACAGUGUGCAUGUGUGAUGUCAGGUUUGCUUUUUGGUAUAUCCUUCCCCCUUGCCCUCUAUGGCAGCAACCAUGGGAAGGUACUGAAUGAUAAUGAAAAUUUAGAAGGCAAAAAGGAAAAGUUUUUAAAAAAUAAUAUAAAUGAUAAACCACUGAAAAGGCUUCCUUUUAUCCAAACACCUCUAUCUGCCUGAGGACACUGGGAACAAGGAAACCACAGCUCUCCAAGGAGCAGCAGUGAUCUCAGGAAGCCCACAGAGCUCAGCCACAGGCCUGGUAAAUACAGCUUGGGAAAAAUCAGUUGGAGAAAUGUACAGCAGGAAAGGGCAGGUUGUUCAGCUCUCUGAAACUUGCCUCCUACUUGAUCUGUUCUUUGUUUGUGGUGAUGGGGAGGUCAAGCUGUGGGUUUGACUCACUGCCCCAAGAGAUACCAGGAGCUCCUGGCUGACCCCAAACUGAAGGCUGUGAGCUCCUAUGGGCAGGGACCAGCUCUGUUCUAUGUUUGUUCUGCAUUUAGCACAGUAGGGAUCUCUAGGUGCUACUGCAAUACAACAAAUAAACAAUACAGUUACUCCAAAAAGUCAGUUUCUUCUAUCUUGAGACAGUUUGUUAAAAAUCAUUUGACUCUGGAUUUUAAAUAAACAUUUUAAAUAUACUUUAAAGCC